Cladocopium goreaui is the source of this 1000-nucleotide messenger RNA. The record is from the annotation of a GenBank genome assembly. Lineage: Eukaryota; Dinophyceae; Suessiales; Symbiodiniaceae.
GUUCCCUUACAUUUUCCCUGAAAACACGACUCUCCGCUUCUCGCCAUGGGCAAACGCGUAAGACAUGUGGCCAAGACCAAGCGCGUGCUGGUACCUAAAGGCCCAAAGAAGACGAUGACAACGUCCUCGGCGUCCAAAAAGCCGCGGUCAAGCGGGGGACGCAGGAAAGGAGAUUGGAAAAAUGACCUCGCGUUGAUCAAGCGAUUGAGAGCCAGGCGCUCGGCGCCUGUGGAUUCGAUAGGCUGUGAACGCCUGGCCAAUGUGAACGCCUCCCAGGCAGACUUUGAAUGGCAAUGCUUGGUGGCCGCCAUGCUGUCCUCGCAGACUCGAGACCAAGCCACGGCGGAGGCCAUGGCGGCCCUGGAGGCCGCCAAGGUGAACAGCGUCCAGCGCAUCUGCAGCGCCUCCGUGGGGAAAGUGGCGAAGCUCAUCAAAGCCGUGGGCUUUUUCAACGUCAAGGCCAAGACCCUGAGAGAAGCUGCCAGGAUCUGCAAGAAGGAUUACAAGGGGCGCAUCCCCAACACUUUGGAGGGUUUGAUGAAGCUUCCGGGCAUCGGACCCAAGAUGGCACAUUUGAUCAUGCACAGCGCCUUCGAUCGGCAGGAAGGCAUUUGUGUGGACACCCACGUGCACCGCAUCGCCAACCAACUCAAAUGGGUGCGCAGCAAGACGCCCGAGGAGACUCGCAUGCGGCUGGAGGAGCUGCUGCCUCGAAGAGAGUGGGCUGACAUCAACGUGUUGCUUGUGGGUUUGGGGCAAAUGCAGCAGCAGGCGUCCUUGGACCUGAUCUCCCAAGCUCUGCGACUCCGCGGCCGCGUGGACGCUUUGCGCCUGCUCCGGAAGAUUGGGGUCCCUUUGAGGGCUGGACAACAUGAUCAGCUGGACAAAAUGGCUGCAGGCAACAAGGAUGUCCAACGCUUGUUGCGUUGAGAGUCGGGUGGAUCGUGUUGGGUGGUUCUGAACAUCGAUUCCUGUUAGAUGGGUCUGUCCUAAAAUGGGC